This is a messenger RNA of Staurois parvus, 259 nucleotides long. The record is from the annotation of a GenBank genome assembly. NCBI's taxonomy places the organism in Eukaryota, Metazoa, Chordata, Amphibia, Anura, Ranidae.
CACUGACAGGUGGCACUGACUGGCAUUGAUAGGUGGCACUGACUGGCACUGAUGGGUGAUACUGAAAGGCAGCUCAGAUGGGCACUGAUAUGUGGUAUUGAUGUGGCACUGAUGGGCACUGAAAUGUGGCACUGAUGGGCACUGGCAGGUGGCAUGGAUGAGCAGAGAGCUGGCACUGAUGGACACUGACAGGUGGCGCUGCUGGGACUACACAGAUCAUCAGGGCACACUGGAGCUGUUAGUGCGACAGCUCGUGGGG